Botrytis fragariae is the source of this 972-nucleotide messenger RNA. RefSeq lists its product as uncharacterized. NCBI's taxonomy places the organism in Eukaryota, Fungi, Ascomycota, Leotiomycetes, Helotiales, Sclerotiniaceae. The transcript has 6 exons. The record is from RefSeq and is a predicted model, not a curated record. Bases 1 to 972 code for a protein of 323 amino acids.
AUGUCAUUCCGCAAUAAUCGUUAUGCUCCUGCUGUUGAGUGCGCAGGCGUCAUUCCAGUCGGAUUCAGAUUCAAAUGCCGCCAUUGCAACAUUUACAAGACCAAGGAUUGCUUCUCAAAGAAAGAGAUUGCUUCGUACGCAAAUCAAUUUGCUCGAAAUCCGGGCAUGACACUCGACCCUGUAAACUCACUUCUACGAUGCUUUGGUUGCAAGGGCGGACAAGCUUCGGAGCGCCAGUGCGAGGGGCCAUGCUCUAAAUGGAAAUCUUUGGACCAGUUUAGCAAGGCUCAGAGAUCUAGGGGUAACGGGUGGUGCAUGGAAUGCGUUCAAUGGAAGGAAGGUCAUCAUCCCGAGGUCAAUACUACACCUGCUCCUGGCACUGAGCUAGAGCAGCUUGAUACAACCAGUGAUGCACCUGAGCCCACAACAGGUUCUUCUUAUGCUGCGAGCAUGGCGAGUUUGUCCCUUGGCAACACUCCAAACGGUUCCCAGCUUGCACCGCAUCUACGAGCAGCUGCUGGCAGUCAAAUUGAGAACCGCUCGCAAUCAUCUAUGAGUAACGCCUAUGAAGGUGCUCGUACAGCGGAUCUGCCAACUAGCUCGGAUGUAUGGUCUACUCGCGACUCAAGACGUCGCGCAGGUCCUGCCAUACAGUACAAUGCAUAUGAUGCCAAUGGAGUACGCCAUUCUCAAGAAAAGGCAAUGACCUUGACUUCUCAAGCUACUUCAGCUAUUGGCGCAUCCAGCGCGACUUCUGUUGCCAGCGGUCCUGCUCUCGCUACUCGUCCAGUCACCCAAAUCCAAGUCGUCACUGCUUCCCGCGUGGUUGUUAAUCCAUCCACUGGUUGGGCUAAGCCUAUCGGCACUCGUACUGCACAACCAGCCAAUCCAGGUGCUGUCACUGCAUGGGCCCCAGAGUCGAAUGAAGUUUACCGCAGAUCUGCCUACGACUCCAGCGAUGACGAAAUGUGA